AUGGAAGCCGAUGCCACGCCAGCAGCCCCUUCUGCCGAUCAUGGCGCUUCCCGCGAUUCUCAGCACCCAGAGCCAGAACCAGAACCACAACCAGAACCAGAACCACAAGCCGAAUCAGAACCAGAACCACAAUCCGAAUCAGAUCCUCCUUGCCCAGGCUCGCAGCACCGCAGGAAAAAGCCUUCCUCGUUUGCCGCGCGCCUCGAUAAGGCUCCCGUGCGGCCCCAUCCACCUGGACUUUCAGCCGUGGUCCCGCCAGUUCUUCCUUCGCCUGUCAUGAAGGACCUCAAGCGAAGCAUGUACUGGCACCUCAAGAGUCUCAAGACUCAGCUACGUAUACAGAAAAUUCGGGACGAGAGGUCUAUGCCAGAUUCUGACUGGCGUGAGCUUCUCAAGGACCUGUCCUCCAUGACCCCGCCACGCCAUUCUUGGGGCACCGUCAUCCUCGAGGCAUCAACGGCCACUUUCAAAAAGGAAAAGUUGUUCUCGCCCGAUGAUUUUGGGAUCCGGGCCAUCAUGAUCAAGAGUGGCUGUGCAAUUGCAGCCGAUGUGCGUCCCGCAGAGACCGAAGGGGGAUGUGAGACUGUUGAUAUCACCAUCCAUGGUCCACCGUCUAGAUUGCAGUCUGCCAUUGAUUUGAUAAUCAACACGGUCGGGAAGGCUUCCCUCAAGGCCGUACCUCCAACCGUCGUAGCUGCUGAUUCGCACCAGGCCCAGGUCAGGAAAUCAAAGGCCAGCCAGUAUUACCAUGCCCCGUUCGACGUCGAAGAAGUCACUAGUCACUACGGUCCAGCUACCAAACUUGGUCAACUAAAUCCAAAUGAUCCUUCCGUAGUAGAAGACAUACCACGCCCCAGCCAGUGGACAUGCGACAGCCUCGAUCUCUACAUAGAACACAUCACUCACCUCGAGCUCUUCAAAUUGGCCAAGAAGAAUAAUUCGCGCCACAAACUUAGCCGCGACCACAUUCACGCAGUCUCAGAUAUACUCAACGAAAUCUUCAGCGAUCCGGAAACCUUCCCAUUCCUCACGCUCAAUUCGUGCCAUAGGGCACUGAAUUUUCUUAGGCGCUUUGCACCGACUCUCGGCAGCUACGAUUUACGAUUGUUCUGGUUUGCAACCCGCAACCCCAAAAAACUGAUUACAACCGAGACAUUUAACGUUGUGCUGGCGGCCUUUGGCCAUCUCAAAGAUCUCGGCACCUUCCAUCACUGGAUACGUUUCAUGGCUCGCUUCAACUGCAUGCCAAACAUCAGAACCUGGUUGAUCACCCUGCGCUUAUUUGAAAGCGCCGAGAUCAAGCGUUAUAUUCUCCACAUCCUCAGUGAAAAGGGCAUGCUCGACUCCCCAAGCACCAUUCGCCAAAUAGCAGCCAUCAUGAUAUCUCAUGAUACCCAGCUCGCGUUGGAACAGGGCUUGGAUUUGAAUCAGAUAAUUGCCAGGCAUGAUGGGCUGUAUGGUGGACGGGAAACCUGGCUUACGCGCAGUGGUGGCAUAGAUGUCAUGGAAGUCCUCUGCCACCACGGCCGCUUUGAGGACGCCUUGGAGGUGUUUAAACUCAUGGCCGCUCCUGGCCGCCCGCCUGCCGCAAAACCAAACCCCCGAGCGUUAAAUAUUCUACUUGCUUACGCCAACACUCACAGGCUGAACUUCUUUGCAAUAAGGGUGCUAAAGGCCUACAGUUCAGAAUACUCGGGGCGCCUAGACGAGCUCUCUUACAAGCUGCUAUUUGAUCUUUUCUGGAAGACGGAAUUGGCAAUCUCCGCUGCAACAGUGUGGCACUAUGCCGUCUUGACUGGUAAAACAACCAAGCUGGACCGUUGGAGGGCCAUCGGUAGAGCAUUGCGGCAAUUGAGACGCAUUGAUUUCAACAUGCUCAACUCUCCAGCUGACAUUGCCUAUCAACCAAUGUUAGCGGCUAGGACUGGGCGGUUACGCACUAUGGUCAGUCCAUUUACUGGCUCCUUGACAUGGUAUAGAAAAAAGGAAAAAAAAGUCAAGUCCGAGUCGGGUGAAGAAGCACCUACCUAUAUGAAACAGUGGCUAUGCGCCGUAAAGACGGCCGAUCUGAUCAAGCCUGGGUUUUUUCAAACUCACUAUGCCGCUUUUAUGCGAGAUUCAGAGACUCGCUUGGCUGCUAGGCAUACGGGUUACGGUCCCCAAGUCCCGCUCCAUAUUAUUUUACGCCUCACGAGCCUUGUUGACGUCAAGGUACACAACACCAUGUCUUCGUUCGAUAGACACGACAAAACGGACAAGGCUAACGCCACGCCGUCCUCGACAUCGCAAGACGAAAAUCCCGCGGUGCCAUCUCCCUUGCUUUCAUCGCGGCCAAGAAUCCCAGAGGACCUUCUACGUCUGAAGUUCAUCAUCCCGCUCCGACCCCUCAAAGGAAACGAACGUUUGCUCCUAACGCGCAAACGUAUCGAAUUGGAGGUGGACUACUCGCAUCUUUACUUGGGUCGGGAGAAUUUUGCCCAUGAGGAUUCUGAAAACCAAGGUGUACAAUCGUCGUCUGCUGAGAAGCCUGAAGCAAUCCAAGACGAUGCAUGA
Molecule: messenger RNA, 2553 nt
Organism: Pyricularia grisea
Lineage: Eukaryota; Fungi; Ascomycota; Sordariomycetes; Magnaporthales; Pyriculariaceae
Exons: 1
Coding region: 1-2553 (850 amino acids)
Source: RefSeq, a predicted model, not a curated record